CCAACUCCUUCAUUUGCACAAAAGCGUUCUUCUUCAUUUCACACACAUUUUUGUAAUUUCUUUUUAUUGCGGUAUAGUGCGGUAAUAGAAUCUUGAUUAUACUAGUUACAUUUAAACUUUCAGCCACUUCCAAGCACUCUCUCCAUUCGUUCAAUUUCUGUUUUAAUUCGUAGCAUUCAGAAUCAAACCACGGUUGACUAAUCCGUUCAGUUUGCCUACGAGGAAUGUCGGCCUCUUUCAUAAUAUUUAUCAUAUUUUUAUAAAACUCUUCAACGUCCCCCUUUUCCAGAUUUGUUCUUAGAAUAUUUUUAUAUUUAGUCUCAAUAAGCUCUUUAAGUAUGUUUUCAUCUAAUUUAAAAUUUUUCUUAUUCAAAGACAUGUCCCCAUUUCUGUUCUUUUGUUUUGUGAAAUUAAAUUCUAUUGAAAUAAAAUUAUGUUUUCUUAUGGUUGGGCAAAUUUUAAAAUUUUCGGUGUAAAUUUUUGGCCCUUUGAAGAUUAAAUCAACCACACUAUGACCAUUACUACAGUCGUAGGUACUUUUAUAUGGAUAUUCAUUUACUAUUGUCAGACUGUUUUCCUCAGCAAAAUCAAGCAGCGAGUCAAUUUUUCUGUUUUUAGUAUCCAGUCGGCAAUUAAAGUCUCCAGCCAAAAUGAAAUUUUCAAAAUUUUCAACAUAUUUAAGGAUUGAGAGAAGUUCAUUAGUCACUGUUGUAGAACGUAUCUUCGGAUUUAAAUAGCAUGUUACUACUGUAAUGUCAUCAAAAUUUAGAAUUAUGAAGUUUUCCAAAUAUUUCACAUUUAGUAAAUUUCCUAACCUAGAAUUAAAAUACACGGAAAUUCCCCUCAUCGGUCGCCCUGCCUCCUUUUGUGAAGCUAAAACUUGCCUUGAAUAAAAACCAGGAAUGUGAAGUGGUUUCUUUAAAAAUGUUUCCGUGAAAAGAAGAAUAUCAUAAUUUUGCAGUUCUGUUGCAAUCGGAGAUUCAUAUGCUUUCGUAAGCCCUUCACAAUUCCAAAGCCCUAAUUUUAAGUUACUCACGUCGCUGUUUCGACAAGGGAAAUCUAUAAAGAAAGUUUCUCACGAGCACCACAGUUGCGCUUGCUUCUCUCCCUGGGUGCAACAGUCUGCGAAUUAGGGGCAUCAUUUAGCUGCUCUCCGUCAUCCGGCUUCCCUCCAGUCUCUUCUUCUUCCUCUCCGGCCUCCUUUGGGUUGAACAAAUUCCCACAGUUUCCCCAGCGUUUGGAGACAUACUUGUUGUACAGAUGAACAGUGACAGGGACAUCUCGAAGUUCUUCGUACAGAGUGUCCAAGACCCAGAGGCGAUGCAGCCUGUCCAUGCCACUGCACAUGUAGGUCAUUGCAAUCUCGUCAAUCUCUUCCUCUCGAAUGACUUGGGCCAGCUUAGCAAAUGCAGUCUUCACUCCCUUUAGGAAAGGCUCAGGUGCUUUGUGCAACUUGUGGGGGGACCUCAUUUUAGUUACCACGUGAAACACAGUACCGUACUUUUCAGUCUUCUCUCUGAUGAUUCCGCCUAUUUCAGUCUUUCCCGGCUCCGCUUUUGGUUUGCCCACCGCCGCCGUAACCUCUUGUGCAGCCCCCAUGCUGGUCCAGAGAUCAGAGGCUAUGGCGUGUGCCUUUAUCUCUUGCUUGGCAUCCAGUAGACUGACCCCUUGAUGUUCAACAAACUUGACCUUGGCUCCCUCCACUGCGAGCGACUCAUCAUUCUUCAUGGCCUCAUCGAGUUGGGCAGAGCGAUCGAUGUAUUGGUUCACGCAGGGUGUGUCAUCAGCCUUUGUCAGAGGAGCAAUUGGUGGAUAAUAACCUCUCUGAUACCUGCCGUGAAAUUGCCUCCGUCUGUUAUCUGUACCGCUCGACUCAUUUUCUGCAUUCUUCUCGUAGAAAAGGACCUUCCGCUCAAGCUCCCUCAGCUUAGCCUCGUGCUUCUCAUCUCUCUCCUUCCAGGACAAACGUUCCUUUUCGAAUUCCUCCUGCAUCAAAGAUACUGUUUUACUGAACAUUUCGCCAAGUUGGUCAUUCUGAAUUUUGAGCUGAUUUGAGAAUUGCAGCGUGACAUGCUGGAAAACACGCUGAAUGAUUUCCUCCAACGUUACUACAGCUCCCGGAGGAGCCGGACCUCCUGCAUAAGUCUGUCCAAAACCUCCUGAGUUGAGAACUGGUCCAUUGUUUCCAUUUUGCAGAGGGUUUGGCGCCAUCUCCUGUCCGGGGGUGGGUGGAGUUCCUUCGGGCCAUGCUGGAUGAUGGAAUUUUGCUCUAUUUUCUGUAUGUCCGUAAGAAGGGCCACAAUUUAUGGGUGGCUGGGCAGCGUACCCUUGUGGUGACCUCCACGGCACAUGUGCAGAUGCCAUGGCCUUCAACUCAGGGAAAAAAGGCGAAAUUAGACACACGACCCUCCUAAACCAGUGUUUUCCUUACCGAAGCAUUUCAGGAUUGUACCGGUACCGACCCUCCUCCGGUCUGUAAUUCACUGGCGAGGGUUCAUUGAAUUUCCACUCGGCGUAAAACUUGUGGUAGGCUGCGGGUAGAUUUUUGUAGGGUUCUCUCUCAAGCAUCGGAGGUAUUCUUGCUUUCAAAAGCUGCAGCGAUUUUGCAAACCUUGCCACGGUUAAGAAUACCAUCCCGCUGGUAAUUUAUGUAGUGGUACAAAAAUAUUGUAAGCAAACAGCUCUGGUUGUCCUGUAAAGAUUCAUAAAGAUCGCAAUGUGGUUUAAUGUGGUUUUAUUUAUUUAUUUUAUUUAAGAAGAAAAUUGGAUUCUCUUUUAUUCAUUAUGUAUUUAAAAUAAUUAUACUAAAAACUGAAAAAUAUUUACCGGCAAUUAAAAAAAAAAUGCGCUAUGUUGCAAAAAUCUUGGAUGUUGUCUUUGGGUGUUCUUCCGCCCACGCCCACUUUUGGUCACACGGCCCGGGGUCAACAAAGGAUUAGUGCCAACUUACAAGAAAUAUUUGAGAAAUUUCGAGCAACUUUUUAUCUAAUAAAAUUCUUUAAAUUUGAUAAUAAAUCUAUUACACUUUAUUUAUUCGUAAACAAUAAAUUAUUUCGUCAAAAAAUAAUAAAAAUUGGUUGAAAUUUAAAGGGAACAUUAAUUGUUUUUAUUUUGUUGUGUUGCAUGCAUUUGUGAAAUACGGGCUUCGGCUUCAUUCGGCUUGCUGGGCUUGAAUGUGAUGUGAUUGAAGGGAAUGGGAAAGAAAAGAAGUGAAUGAAAGGGUUGGCAAGAUGGCUGAGUUUAUAAGGGGUGGUGCGGGUGUAAUUCCAGUCAGCAAGGAAAAGCUGCACGGUUCUCCAAGCACCGGCAGCGAGGAUGGUCAGGAUGGGUUGGCCGUCGACGAGUUCGACCCCUUCCUGGCCGACAACGAAGAGGCCGAAAGCAGCAACGCGUCCCUGCUGGGCGCACCACACGAAACUCAAUGGUACCAUGGCCGACUGGACAGAUACACUGCCGAGGAACGCCUGUACGAGGCCUCUAAGUUGGGUAGUUACCUCAUAAGGGAGAGCGACCGGAAACCCGGCUCAUACGUCUUGUCCUACCUUGGCCGGACGGGCAUCAACCACUUCCGAGUCACUGCAGUAUGUGGAGACUUUUACAUAGGAGGUCGUCAGUUUGACUCGCUUUCCGACCUCAUCGGCUACUACACCAAUGUCACUGACCUCCUCAAGAAGGAACGCCUCAUACACCCUGUGCCACCACCAGAGCCUGUCAACGACAAGAAGAGGAUCGUUGCUAUCUUGCCAUACACCAAAAUGCCAGACACUGAUGAAUUAAGCUUCCAAAAGGGUGACAUCUUUUUUGUCCACAACGACAUGGGCGAUGGUUGGCUUUGGGUCACAGCCCAUCGGACGGGAGAGCAAGGGAUGAUUUUCAGGGAUCUGGUUGAAGAUUUAGCUGACAACAUUGAUCCUAAUACUGUUUUCUCCUGGUUUCACCCAAAUGUGACUAAAAAUGAGGCUGUCGACAUGCUGGUUAAAUCCGGCCCAGGCAGCUUUUUGGUUAGGCCGAGUGAUAACUCUCCAGGGGACUACUCGUUGUUCUUCCACAUCAACAAUCAAAUCCAAAGAUUCCGUAUAGAAAAGAAGGGUGUGCGCUACUUGAUGGGAGGCAGAACCUUUGAGUGUCUGGACGCCGUCAUCAACAGAUACCGCAAAGAGCAGAUUGUUGAAGGCCACACCUUAAUUCAGCCGGUUGGUAGGGCUCUUAGUGAAGCUGAUGAAGCAUUUGCAAAGCCAAAGGAAAUAGAUCAUGCAGAAAAAAUUUAUGCUACUCUCAGGGAGUGCAGAGAACAAGUCGGACUAAAGAAAAACAAAGGAAUCAAAAUGCAAGGAUUUUUGAACAAAAAAAGUGAAAAGAACAAAAAGUGGAAAUCCAUGUUUUUUGUCCUUCUGGUCGAAGGAAGCGAUACUCACUUAUACUUUUACGACAACCCCAAAAGGACGAAACCCAAGGGUCUAAUAGAUCUUAGCUGUGCUUACUUAUACCAAGUACACGACAGCGUAUUCGACAGACCCCACUGCUUCCAGCUGGUCGAAAGGGCCCUUCCCUGCCUUGCCACUAUCACCUACUUGUGUGCAAACAACGCUGAUCUUGUACAAGACUGGAUAUCAGCUUUGAAACCACUUUGCAUCACCCAGAUGACUCGCUCACCCAAAGUCCAGCGGCUCAGAGAACUGAAAUGCUUACAGCUUCACAUUUUGGAUGCACACAGACUUCCUUUCAAGCUAGUGCCAAAUCCUUUCUGUAUUAUAUCCCUGAAUCAAGUAAAAGUGGCCAGGACAAAAGUAAAAACCGGUUUGGAUCCUGUUUGGGACGAGGAGUUUUUGCUUGAUGACAUUCCGCCUGACGUCCUGUCAUUUACAAUUACUGUUUACAACAAAGGCAAACGAUCAAAAGAUACUGAGGUUGCAGAACUCACAGUGGAUCUCCAAUCAUUGACAAAUGGCGACGAGGUGGAAGAGUGGUUCAAAUUUUCUGGCAUUACUCCAAUUGGCGAGUGGGGAUCUUUGAGAUUGCGAGUCCGCUAUCUCCACGAUUUGAUCAUGCCCCAAGAAGAAUACUCGCCCCUACAGCAGCUUAUUUUGGACCCUAGUCUUGAGGUGGUAAGGGCGCUGGCCGACAUUUGCCACCUUGACCGCAUCCCUCUGGCAAACUCGUUGCUACGAAUUUUUAGACAUGAGAGAAAGGAGGCUGACCUCUUGAGAUCUUUGAAUGAGGCUGAAAUCGAAAGGGAGCAGGAAACCUCUACUUUAUUGAGAGCCGCUUCCCUGACGACCACUUUGAUGGAUUUGUAUAUGAAGUCCGUUUGCACUGGUUUCCUCCAAGCAGCAAUUCAGGACACCAUUUUGAAACUACUAGAAACCAAGCAAUCCUGUGAACUAUUUAUGCAGUUGAACCCAAAUAAAAUGGACUCGCCAGACGAUGCAUGUGCAAAUGCCGAGUUUCUGCUGCAAAUUCUGGAUGAAGUUACACAUUCCAUUUUCAUGGCCUUUGACUCGUGCCCAAAGACUGUGAGGUACAUUUGUGGAUGUCUACAAAGGUCAGUAGUGAACAAGUGGCCACACGAGAGAUUAGUUAAGACCAGAGUCGUAAGUGGAUUCAUCUUUUUACGCUUACUCUGCCCUGCAAUUCUCAACCCCAGGCAGUUCAACCUCAUAGCUGAGCCACCUCCCCAAAUGGCAAGUAGAUCGCUAAUCAUGGUGGCAAAGUGCCUGCAAAAUCUGGCCAAUUUGAUUGAAUUUGGAGGAAAGGAGCAGUACAUGGAAGUGGUAAAUCCCUUCAUUUUAAAGAACAAGGAGAGGAUGGUGGUCUUUUUGGACACUCUUUCGAAUGUAACUGACAAGCCUGAACCUGAGGAGGCCCGAAUCAAAGGGGACCCUGCAAGGGAUCUGGGCACUCUUCACCAUAUUUGCUGCUCACAUCUGAAAGAACUGCAAGCCCUAUCAAAAGAACAGCCCACAAUCAAGAAGCUUGUGACAGUCACCGAAAUGCUGAGCAAGCAUAAACAGAAGUACAUGGAGAUGAUCCGUUGAAAUCUAUGUGCUGCUGCAUUAUUCUUCUGCAUUCGAUAAGAUUUUUCUGCAUUUAUUUACCAAAAAAAAAAAAAAAAACAAGAUGUUCAA
Molecule: messenger RNA, 6125 nt
Organism: Neocloeon triangulifer
Lineage: Eukaryota; Metazoa; Arthropoda; Insecta; Ephemeroptera; Baetidae
Gene: vap
Product: ras GTPase-activating protein 1
Exons: 17
Coding region: 3231-6035 (934 amino acids)
Biological process (GO): regulation of GTPase activity
Molecular function (GO): protein binding
Source: RefSeq, a predicted model, not a curated record